Molecule: messenger RNA, 1797 nt
Organism: Acanthopagrus latus (yellowfin seabream)
Lineage: Eukaryota; Metazoa; Chordata; Actinopteri; Spariformes; Sparidae
Gene: supt7l
Product: SPT7 like, STAGA complex subunit gamma
Exons: 6
Coding region: 145-1554 (469 amino acids)
Cellular component (GO): SAGA complex
Molecular function (GO): protein heterodimerization activity; transcription coactivator activity
Source: RefSeq, a predicted model, not a curated record
UAGGUCUUCGGCGGGAUCUUGUUCUUGUUCACCACGGUGCCGUGCGUGCUGCCCAGGUCGUGGAUGUAAAACCCCGCGUCCUCUCCGACAGACUGUCCCUCUCCAGCGUGUCCGCGGUACUGAAUCACUGCGUGGUACCUGGAGAUGGAGGGGUGCUCCAAGGAGACGUCGCACACAGGUUUUGUUUCGGCUGCUGGUGCUUUGGACGGAGCAGCGACGUUGCUGCGCUUGCUGUUUUUCAGAUCCCUCAUCAUGAUGCGUUACUGGGGUGAGAUCCCUGGACCUGCAGGCGCCCCUCCCAGCCGCAGCUCCUUUGACUUGCUCCAGCGUGAGUUUCGCUCAGUGGAAAUGCAGGACCCUCCCCUGCACCAGCCCUCAGCCCAGCGUCCGAGGCCCACCACAAUGCUGGACAUCCCCUCAGAGCCUUGCAGCCUAACCAUUCACACAGUGCAGCUGUGUCAGCAUACCCGCCGCCUCCGUGGUCUCCUGGCAGCAGCCCAAGCGCAGGCUCAGGGUCAAAGCUCUGCAUCCUCCGAGGGUGGCAGCAGGCUGGAGGAGGCUGAUACCAGCCUGCCUCUGCGUCCUCCCACCCCACCUGUCAUGCCAGAUGACCUGCUACCUGUGGACAGCAAAGCCCCGCGGCAGCCCUUCCAGCUCCGCCACAGUGACCCCGAAAGUGACUUUUAUAAGGGUAAAGGCGAGCCUGUUACAGAGCUGAGUUGGCCCUCCUGCAGGCAGCUCCUUUAUCAGUCAGUGGCCACCGUCUUGGCCCAUGCUGGCUUUGAGUCAGCCCAGGAGAGUGUGCUGGAGACCCUGACUGAUCUGGUACACGAGCAUUACAUGCGUGUCACCCGCCUGCUGCGAGUGGCGGUGGACCGGGAGGCUCGGCUCGGAGCCAGUCCCUUUCCAGACGUAGUGGAGCAAGUGUUCCAUGAGGUGGGCAUCGGCAGUGUGCUGGCCCUGCAGCGCUUCUGGCAAGUGCGGAUCAAGGACUAUCACAGCUACAUGCUGCAGGUGAGUAAGGAUCUGUCAGAGGAAUAUGAGCGACUAGUAAACCCAGAGAAGGCUCUGGAGGACUCCAAACCCCCAAGGAUCAAGGAGGAGCCCAUGAGUGACAUCUCCUUCCCUGUUAGUGAGGAGCCCGAGGCUGACCUGGCCUCUGGGGACCAAGCUUUGCCCAUGGGGGUCCUUGGGGCCCACGGCGAGAGGCUUGCUUCUGGCCUGGAUGGUGACCAUUCUCCUCACACCUCAGGAGGGGGCGGGGCCAACAACUCGCCAUUGUGGCCACAGGUCAAAAUGGAGCCACAGGAUGGCGAGGAAGGCCAUGGAGCCGGCCAUCAUCACCACCACCACCAUCACCACAGUGUCCUGGGUGGAGAUGUGUUUGAGGAGGCUGAGCCCAUGUCCACCAUGAGCGAGUCCGGAGGAGCCAUAGCACCCUCUCCUGGAGGCGCAGCGUCCGACGGUAGCUACGCCUCACAUUCGCCCGACUCCUUGAUGGGGAGCUCGCCUGUUUUUAACCAAAGACCCAAGAAACGAGCAAAGAAGAUGUAAGGCCAUAUUUAUGGACUCACAGCUGUUCCUUGCAGGGCUCAUCUCCAGCUGUUGAGAUCAGUGCCACUUGCAUAAAGACUGAGACAUUAAUAUCAUGAACAAGCUGAACUGAUGUGGAAAGGAUGAUUUUUGUAGUUUUUCAUGUGUUUGUAUGAGUGUAGUUUCUCUGCCAAUAGCUGAAAUUGUUGCCAUUAAGCAUAUUAAUGGGGUUUAUCGUCAAAAGAAUAAACAGCUUUUGAAGAA